Messenger RNA from Puntigrus tetrazona (Sumatra barb), 1322 nucleotides. It is a transcript of the gene aig1, whose product is annotated as androgen-induced 1 (H. sapiens). The transcript is spliced from 6 exons. Gene Ontology annotation, cellular component: membrane; endomembrane system. The record is from RefSeq and is a predicted model, not a curated record. Bases 1 to 714 code for a protein of 237 amino acids. Lineage: Eukaryota; Metazoa; Chordata; Actinopteri; Cypriniformes; Cyprinidae.
AUGGCGCUCAUCCCAUCACAGAUCCUCAGAGUAGCGAUACUCCUCUCUUAUUUUUCCAUCCUCUGCAAUUACAAAGCCAUAGACAUGCCCGCGCAUCAAACAUACGGCGGUAGCUGGAAGUUUCUUACGUUCAUAGAUUUGGUUAUUCAGGCGGUGUUCUUUGGAGUGUGUGUCCUGACUGACCUCUCAAGCCUUUUGACAAAAGGCAGUGCCAGUAUGGAGCAAGAGAGACAGUUAAGGAAGCUGAUUAGCUUACGAGACUGGAUGAUGGCUGUCCUGGCCUUUCCUGUUGGUGCGUUUGUGGUGACAAUGUUCUGGACGCUUUACGUGUAUGACAGAGAUUUGGUAUAUCCAAGACUCCUGGACAACUUUAUACCUCAGUGGCUAAACCACGGCAUGCACACAACAGUUCUUCCUUUUAUCAUAAUUGAGAUGAGAACAACACACCAUCGAUAUCCCAGCAGGACCUGUGGACUCUUCGCGGUGUGCAUGUUUGCUGUGGGAUAUGUCGUAUGGAUGUGCUGGGUGCACAGUAUGACGGGGGUGUGGGUUUAUCCCUUGCUGGAGCACAUCGGGCCCAUGGCCAGAACGCUCUUCUUCGUCUGCCUCACGGCUCUGAUCAGCGUCUACUACGUCUUGGGAGAAAUCCUGAACAACUACAUUUGGGAUUCCUCAAAGAGCAUUCUGGAAUCAGACAAGACCAAAACUGACUGAAGACUGCCACAAAAGUUACCCUGCCUCUUUUCUCUUCAUCUGAAUUCAAAUCGGUUAGACUUUGGAGUUCAAACCAAUACUAUAUAAUUAUCUUGGUCUCCUGAGACAUUUAUUUCAUCACCAUGUAUGUCCCUUAAUUUAAAAAAAGCACAGACCUGCAUCGGCUUGAACAUGGAAUUGAAUAAUUCAUGUUUACAAUUUAUGAUAUGAAUGUUAAAGAGUAUUUCAGAGAACCUCGAGCGUUGUGUGAGCGUUGAAUGAUGUGCACUGCGCACAUGCUGUAUUCGUGUGGCCAAAGCCAGUAUGUCAAACCACAUCACAUAUAUAACUCACGUCAGGUAUUAUUUACGGAGGGAUGAUUUAUAAGCGAAUGUGUCAUUCUUUUCCCCUGUAAAACAAAUAAGCAACACCUUUAUAUACACAGUAGCAUAUGGCAAACGACGAUGAGCACAAGAUAAGUUGCUUAGAUGAGCCGUUUAUGGUGUUUCUGAAGCCAUACAAGUUUUUGAUCAAGAUGAACAGGUAUUACCGCAAGAAAUCCAAACACUGUCAGAAGAGAAACUGACCUUUCUCUACUUGGUGACACUUUAUAAGAAGCUCUAACAGUA